Molecule: messenger RNA, 1761 nt
Organism: Lactuca virosa
Lineage: Eukaryota; Viridiplantae; Streptophyta; Magnoliopsida; Asterales; Asteraceae
Source: the annotation of a GenBank genome assembly
AUGAUUCGACUUCAAGAUAUAAAGAUGAAGAUUGUUUCCACCAACAAGGCAGAUAUGAAUUUCAGGAUGAAUUUCAUAGCUUUGUUGAUCAACUCAUUGAUAGAAUCAAGCUCUUCAGAAAAAGCAAACACCAACCCAUUGAACUACAUAACAAGCAAGACGAAAAUAGAAAACAUCGACUGUUGUUCUUAUCUGAUAGACAGUUUGGUUAAAAACAAACAGUCUUUUGAUCCAUCAAAUCCAACAAGCAAUUUUAAUGGACCAUCUGCUUAUUUGGUGUUGCUUUAUCUAGACAGAAUCAAAUCUGAUGUACUUAAGUUUGAAAGAACAUGUCCAGUGAUCUGCUAUUGGACUUCAGAGAAAAUAAAGAUGAGAGAAACUUUUGAAAAGGAUGAGCUUGGUGAUUUUGGAAUAGGGGAUUUCAAUGAUGAGUAUGUUGACGAAGAAUUGAAUGAGGAGGCUUAUGAGCAAGUGGUUAUAAAUAAGUAUAGGAAGUUAGAUAUGCUGAUUGAAGAUGAAAUAAAUAAAUUCCGAGAAAAUAUAACCUUGAAUCAUUUGAAAAUUAGCGUUGAUGCAAUUUUUAAAGAUAAGAGUGAAGAUAAUCAAGAAAAAAAUGGGAAUGAUAAUGUUCAAUAUGACAAUAGUGAUGAUGAUGAAGAUGCCAAUGGAGAUGAUAAUGAUCAAUCAAAGAAAAAGAAUGUAGGAGGGAAAAAUAUAUUGAAGGAGAAUCUUAAAGGAGGAGAGGAACAGCAACGAAAAAAUAAAGAUGAGGAUGGUGAAGAUAUUAAAAUAACAGAUGGUGAGAAAGAUGAAAAUGAUAAUAAUGAUCAAGCUGUGGAUGUGAUGAAUAUAGAAAGGAAGAAUGCUAAGAAAGUAGAAGGAAUAACUGGUGAACAACUACAAAGAGAUGGAGAAGAUGGUGAGAAAGAUGAAAAUGAUAAUAAUGAUCAAGGUUUGGAUGACAUGAAUUUGCAUGAUGAAGUUGUUGAAAAUGAAAAAGGUGGUAAUAAUAAAGAAGAACAAAAUGUUGAAGGAGAAGAUGUGGAGGGGAUGAAUAUAGAAAGGAAUAAUGCUAAGAAAGUAGAAGGAAUAACUGGUGAACAACCACAAAGAGAUGGAGAAGAUGGUGAGAAAUAUGAAAAUGAUAAUAAUGAUCAAGUUUGUGAUUACAUGAAUUUGCAUGAUGAAGGUGUUGAAAAUAAAAAAGGUGGUGAUAAUAAAGAACAAAAUGCUGAAGGAGUGGGUUUUGGCAGAAAUAUAGAUGAAGGAGAUACAGGAGAAGGUGUUGAAAAUGAAAAAGGUGGUGAUAAUGAAGAAGAACAAAAUGCUGAAGGAGAAGAAGAUGUGAACAAAACAAUAACAAACGUUAUUGAAAGUAUUUUUGAAAACACAUCAGAGUUUAACAGUACCCAAAUGUUAAAUGAUGAUGAAUUCAAUUCUGUUUAUGAAAAGACCAUGAAAGAAUACCAAGAUAAAAAAGAAGAGAGUAUGAUGCCCUCAUAUGAUCUCAACAUAAGUCAGUUGACACCUACAGAGAUGACGGAGAAUACUGCUGAAGAAAAAAAAGAUGAAGGUGAAAAAGAAAAUCUGGUGAAAGAUGUGCUAGAUCCAAAAGCAAAGACCCACCCUACGAUAAACAUUGUGAUUUCAAAAAAUCAAAACAAAGAGUCUUUGCCUGAUCUUACAGAAAAACAAAAUGUAACUCAGGAACCUCGGCAACAAAGAAAGAAAAAACCAGCCGAAGUAAGGAGAUCUCCAUAA